Oryzias latipes (Japanese medaka) is the source of this 4290-nucleotide messenger RNA. It is a transcript of the gene trappc11, whose product is annotated as trafficking protein particle complex subunit 11. Lineage: Eukaryota; Metazoa; Chordata; Actinopteri; Beloniformes; Adrianichthyidae. The record is from RefSeq and is a predicted model, not a curated record.
UGUGCAGUUCAAGUUUCCCAGAACAAGCUAACUAGCUGGAGACUUUCUGGUCUCGUCAGCAACCGCAGCUAAAUCCGCUGUCAGUUUUUGAUUCACAGAUAAUGUCAGAGCAAUGUUUAGCGUUCUAAUGGUAAAUAGAGUUAGAAUCUAGCUUUUGUGAAGUUGGGCGGCCGGAAACUAGAACUAAAUACUCGCCAAGGAAAUGUUCAGCCUCGCCCACUACUACUAGCCAGCUUGUCACUCCUGAGCCGCUGACAGCUAGCCCAUUAGCUGAGCCUUGCUGCUGCUGCACUGCUUUCACGAAUUCACCUAGCAAUGCAACUGAGGUGUGUCUGUUAAAGCAUAAGGAUGGCUGGUUCCCAGUGGGACCUUCCCCCGGAGCUUUGCUGCCGGCCCAUGGCUUUUGUGGCUCUGACUGGUCUGGAUGUUGUGUACAAUGCUGUGCAUCGGGCCAUCUGGGACGCUUUCUGUGCCAACCGUCGAGCUGACAGAGUCCCCAUCUCUUUCAAAGUGCUCGCAGGAGACCACGAGUAUCCCAAAUGUCGCACCAAGCGGACAUCUUACGAGUGGUACAUCCCCAAAGGCAUCCUAAAAACAGGCUGGAUGAACAAGCAUCUGAACCUGGUUCCUGCUCUGGUAGUUUUGUUUUACGAACUGGACUGGGAUGACCCGCAGUGGAAGGAAAAACAGUCUGAAUGUGCGACGAAAGUGGAAAUUGUCAGGACCAGUCUGCAGGGCCGGAACGCCAAGGUGGCCGUGGUUUUAAUCCAAAAGAAAACUCCUUUACCUCCAGGUGAGGACCUGGUAGCAUCAGAGAGAGCACAAGCUCUGUGCACCGCCUGUGAUUUGUCCGGCAAGAGCCUCUUCGUUCUGCCGCACACCGACCAUUUAGUGGGCUACAUUAUCAGGUUGGAAAAUGCCUUCUAUGAGCACGCUCAGACGUACUACUACACAGAGAUCCGUCGGGUAAAGUCACACAAGGAGUUCCUCAACAAAACAACGCACCAGCUCCUGUUUGUCAGGCACCAGUUUAAAAUCGCCUUCUUCAGCGAGCUCAAGCAGGACACCCAGAAUGCUCUGAAAUACUACAGAACGGCGUACAGUCUGGUUCAUGAGCUCAGGGCGCAUGAGACCAACAUGCUGGAGAUCAAAACCAUGGCUGGAUUCAUCAACUAUAAGAUCUGCCGCCUGUGUUUCCAGCACAACACUCCUCUGGAUGCUAUAGCUCAGUUCAGGAAACACAUGGACCAGUGCAAGAAGAAGAUCGGCUGUGCCGAGCUGGCCUUCGAGCACUCUGCCUGGAUGUCCAAACAGUUCCAGUCGUUUGGUGAGCUGUUCGACGAGGCCAUAAAGCUGGGUCUGACAGCCAUCCAGACCCAGAACCCUGGUUUCUACUACCAGCAGGCUGCCUGUUACACUCAGGACAGGAAGCAGCUGGCUCACCAGCUCUGUCAGGCUGGAGCAAGUUAUCCUUCUCCCGACCCACUGGACACCCAGAGCGGAGGGCUGGACUUCUACGGCCAGCGGCCCUGGAGACAAGGACAUCAGAGUAUCGACCCACAGGACGCAGAGAAGGAGAAGGUGGGAAUUCUCGCUCUGCAAAUCAAGGAGAGAGAUGUACCGCAUUCUGAGCUGAUUAUAGCGCUCCUCGGUAACGCUGUGGCCCAAUUCAAGAAGUACAAGUGCCCUCGAAUGAAGAGUCACCUGAUGGUGCAGAUGGGAGAGGAAUACUAUCAUGCAAAAGAUUACACCAAAGCCUUUAAGCUGCUGGACUAUGUGAUGUGUGAUUAUCGCACGGAGCGAUGGUGCGCUCUGCUGACCGACAUCCUGAGCACCGCUCUGCGCUGCGCUUAUCUGAUGGCCAGCGUGAAGGACUACAUCCUCUACUGCAUGGAGCUGCUGGGCAGAGCCUCUGAUUUGAAGGAGGAGCAAAAGUCGAGGAUUGAGAAGAACCUCCUCAAAGUUUUGAUGAACGACGUGCCUGAACCCGAGCCGGACUGUGACCCGUCUUCUGUCGGCGCUGCCAGGUCGCUGUGGACCGACCGCAUGGCUCUGGCUGGGUCCAAUGAGAUGACGAUAGAAGUUCAGGACUACAUCCCAUUCAUCCAAUGUAAGGCUAAAUUCCAGUCUCCCAGUUUCCAUGUGGACCAGCCCAUCCAGCUGCAGGUCUUUGUCCGGGCCGACUGUCCUCAUCCCGUGUCCUUCAACAAGCUGUCAGUCAGCCUGAGCAACCAGGAGUACAACCAGUGGUGUGUGGCUGAAUCAUCCGGUCAGGAGGACAUGACGCUGUUGCCGGGGAAACCCAAACGCUACCGUUUUAGCUUUGUGGCAAAGACGGAGGAUGUUGGGAAGAAGAUUGAGAUAACGGGCAUCGAGCUGAUGAUGGGCAGUGACAACGGCCGCUGCGUGUUCCUGAGCUGGAGGGGGGCAGGGGGAGACGCCGCCUCCGCUCACGAAGCCCUGCAGUCCAGCAGGUCCUCGCGGCGCUGGGCGCGCGGCAACGAGGCGCAUCCGGAGCUCGACUGGGACGGCAUCACUCUGCAGAACAGCACCAUGAUCAUCUCCAGAGUCCCAAAGAUCUCCGUGGUUCUGAGCCACCAGCCUCCCAUCCUCACCAACGAGAUGUACUGCAUCCGCCUCGCCGUCCAAUCACAGGAGGACGCCGUGGCCAGAGAUGUGCAGCUGACAACGGGUCUGAAGCCAGGACAGGACGCUAACCUCAGCCAGACCACCCACGUGACCCUCGACGCCUUCAAGGUUUGUGACGAUUCUGCUGCGUCUCUGCUUCCCGAUGUGCCUCUGGGGGACCUGCAACCCGGCGGAACGCUGGAGAAAUGUAUAUACUUCAGGUGUGGGUCAACUGGACCCCGGGUCUUCUUGUUCCACGUGGCCUACAGCGUUGAAACAGCAGUGGAAGGACGGCAGAUUAUCUGCAAAUGUCACAAGGAUGAGACGGUCACUAUAGACACGCUGGUUCCAUUUGACGUAUCUGUCAAGUUUGUGUCCACAAAGUUUGAGCCGCUGGACCGGGUUGCAGUGGACAUCCCCUUCCUGCUGUUGACGGACGUGGUUUCGUCGUCUCCGUGGCCUCUCCUGCUGGCCUCCUCGUCUCUGCAGCUGCUCACGCUGACCAGCAACACGCCCCAGCUCCAGUCGCAGCUUCAAGAAGUUGUUCUGCAGACGGCCGAGUGUGCCACCGAGUGCUUCUGUCUGCGAUGUCCGCCGGGGACCAACGACAACAACACGGUGGCCACAGGACAGUACCUCAUCUCGUGGAGGAGGCAGUCUUCCAAUCCAGACGGUCCGCUCAUCCAAACGACCGUCACUCUACCUCACAUCAUUCUGGAGUCGGUUCCCGUCUACAUUUAUGCAGACUUGCCGUCGUUCGGGCGAGUCCGAGAGUCUCUUCCAGUCCGUUACCACAUCGAGAACAGAACAUCUCUGGUGCAGGAGGUGGAGAUGGCCGUCGAACCGUCAGACGCCUUCAUGUUCUCUGGACUCAAACAGGUGCGUCUUCGUAUUCUCCCGGGCACAGAACAGCAAAUGCUGUAUAACUAUUACCCCCUCAUGGCCGGCUACCAAACACUACCCCAGCUCAACAUCAACCUGCCGCGCUGCCAGAGCUCCAACACACAAGCACUAAAACGCUUCCUGCCACAGCGGAUCUUUGUAAAGCCUCAGGGUCGACAGCCAGAGGACGCCUCCAUUGCUGCAGCUUGAGGAGAAAAUAAAACGAUUCCCUGUAAAUACAAUAACAAAGCAGCUCUGUCUUUGUUGUUUGAGAUGGUUUGUUUUCACAGAAAUGUCAUUUUUAAAACACUAUUAGUUUUGGAUCACGGUGUGAAAACGCUCUAUGAAAGCAUCAGCUGACCAAACACCUGAAGACCUUCUUUUCCAGGGAGUAAAAGAGACGAUAUGAUUCUCAGCUAGCUGUGAAAAUCAUGUAUGAAUCUGAUUUGAGCUUCAUGAAAGUUUGCCUAGAGUGUAAUUCCAUGGAUUGAAUGUUGUGAAGGAUCGAUUAUACUGAAGUUAUGGAAACUUGCCGUGUCUUAUUUUUGCACAUUACCUGCAGGCUCCGAAUCAGCACACGUAAAAAAAAAAGGAAAAGUGAAAAAGUGUUAAACCACGCAGCAUUUAUGGGUCAUUUCAUUGUUAGAAAAUACAUUUAAACAUGUUUUUUAACACACCAAUCACAGAAACACUGUAUCACAUUUGAAUGUGGAUAAUGGUGCUAUUUGGAAAAUUAAUUAAUGCUUUGAAUUUUUACUAAAACAAAAGUAUUUUAAGAAA